Messenger RNA from Suillus plorans, 255 nucleotides. RefSeq lists its product as uncharacterized. The transcript has a single exon. NCBI's taxonomy places the organism in Eukaryota, Fungi, Basidiomycota, Agaricomycetes, Boletales, Suillaceae. The annotation marks the transcript as partial. The record is from RefSeq and is a predicted model, not a curated record.
CUGUUGGCAUCCAUCAGUAAAGUGACUGACGACCCUAUCAAACUUUUUUAUGAUACCAUCUCGUUGCCAGAAACACAGUUUGUUGCACAGAAAUUGCUUGUCAACAAUAACAUCCUUGUAUUAACCCCUCGUGCAUUAGUCAAGGAAGCUGAAGGUGAGGGGCGCAAGGUCGUUCCGGCCUUCGGCGACAGACCACAUGUCCCCCAAAAUGAAGGGCUGUGCCGCAGCUCCUGGGUUAUGGUCGAAAAGUGGCUC